GCCUUAACCACUCGGCCACGACUGCGACGAGAGUUUAACUCUUCGCGGUGCAUUAUAAAGGCACGGAGAGAAAUAAGAGGCUUCGUUAUGGGUGUUGUCAAAUUUUGGUAUAAAUGAAAAGUCGCUCUACCGCACCUUCACUUCGCCUUGAAUCUCAUACGUAUGCGAGCACUCGGUGAUCGCUGACGUAGUACAACACCCUCUUCUUAGCGGGUCCGACAAGGGACAUUUUCUGCUUGCAGAGCAAAGCCACCACAGUACGCUCUUUCAGCAACAGCGGCGUCAUCGAUGGCCCUUGUCAAUGCCUACUCUAGUAAAGGAGGCAUUGCCCUUGUUUACGUUCACCUUCCGCCGUGCAGCGUUUGCAAAAUGCAAUCGCUCGGGCUCGCGAGGUUGCUGUUCAUCAUAAAGGACGCCGUGGGUGACAGACCUGCCAGCACCUGACUGACCCGAGCACUUCGGUACCCUUUGAACAGAUCGCCUUCCGCGCUUUCUUUUCCGCAAUCACAGAAAAAUACCAUGUCUCUGACUCAAAGUUUUCGAUAUUUGCUGCGCGCGCGAAAGUUCAUUUGUUUCGCAGUGUGAAUUGGUGAAAUAAAAUUCCAAGCUUCCGUCGCACCCGUCGCAACUGAUUUUAUUUGAUAUCCCUUUAAAUAGUAUGUUGCAUAUUGUAUGCCCACCGCAAAGGCAUUGACCAGGAAUCGGAUUAUAUUGAAAAAAAGCGACGUUAUGUUCGAAUAGCGGUGCUUGUUGUCAUUCUACAGGUGAAGUGAACGUGAAUGGGAUGUUUCGCUCCUGCAGCCCGACUUAUCGGGACGUCGUCAGUACGUGCUCAUAAAUUUGAGGAUGAUGUUGUUGGUAUUGUUGACGUCUUGGCUAAUGCAUCGUCUUCUUCAUUGCACGUACCAAUGCAAAGGAGGCAUUGGCACGUACCCACGAGGGAGGGAUGGGCCAUGGUACGCAAUGGAAACAUAUGAAGUCCUUGCUUCCUAGCUGUCAACUUAUUGGCAGUACUACCUGUAUUAACUUAAUAGUGAUGAAAAAUUAUUUUAUUUUGUUUUCUUUUCUUGAAAAGUGACUAUCGACUUAACCACAAGCACGCGAGGAAAAAGAAGAAGCUUGCCAAUCGCCAUAACGGCCUUUUGCCACUUCUUGAACAACGGUCUCGAGUGGCACACGGCCUGAGGCACGCGCUACGUAUCUAUAUUUUGCCGUUUACGAAUUCUAAAAAAGAGCUCCGUGUUGAGUGUCCUUUGCGGCCAGGGUGCUCAAACCGGAGCUACGCCUUGGUCCCAACAACGAUGCUCGAUGAGGUCAAUCCAGACAAGAUCAUCACUCCGCUGGAUACAUUAGCAGAGCUCUUCAGCUUCAAGAGGCCGCCACUGUGUGCCGUGCAGCCGCUAAGGAACAUAAAACGGGGCAGACCAGAGGACCCAAAGACCCUUUUGCGCCAUGACUUGAUGGGCGGCUACCAGGAAGACAGGUUCAUCCAUGGUUGUGCCAAACCCAUGAGCUACCAGUUUCACCACUGGCAAGUAAUUGACAGCUUCGUCUACUAUUCACACCACAUGGUUACAAUCCCACCUCCCGGCUGGAUAUCGGCUGCUCACAGGCACGGCGUCAAAGUUUUGGGAACCUUCAUUAUUGAGUCGGAUGAGGGCACAGAAGUUCUCGAUACGAUCAGACGUGACAACCUCCUGUCAAAAGUGGCAUCUCAACUGGCUCUCAUCGCAGCUCUCUCCCGUUUUGAUGGAUGGUUUAUAGACAUUGAGAGCGAGAUGGAAAAGUGCCAUGUUGGAUUCCUGAAGGAGUUGCUUCUCGCCAUCACCACUGAGACGCACCGGUCCGUGCCCGAAUCGCUGGUCAUCUGGUAUGACAGCGUCGUGCAUGACGGAACGCUGGACUGGCAGAACGAGCUCAAUGAAAGAAACUGCGACUUCUUCAACCUUUGCGACGGAAUAUUUCUCAACUCUCACUGGACCGAGGACAUGCUCCAACAGUCGGCGUCCUUUGCCGGGGAUCGCAAGAGUGAUGUCUAUGUCGGCAUUGAUGUCUACGCACGAAACACAAGUUACCGCGCUGGCUUCAAUACGUACGAGGCGAUCGAGACAGUGCGUAAGCUCGGCUUGUCGGCAGCCAUCUUUGGCGCUGGUUGGACAUACGAGGCUCAAGACAAGCGGAGGUUUAUACCAAACCAGUGCCGGCUGUGGAGCUUCCCCGACCACUGCUGCCCCGAAUGGCGCCUCAGAACGCCACCCAUCUCGACCACUUUCUGCCAGGGUUUUGGUGACAGCCUCUACAAGGAAGGGCAGGUAGUGUCAAGGCAACCGUGGUUCGACCUGUCCAAACAGCAGCUGCAGCCGCGUGACCAGAACACUUGGCUGUACAAAGGAUGCGGGUCGGCCCAUAUCUAUACAGAGGACGCGUACAAUGGAGGUGGCUGCCUUCGGCUUCGCUUCUUGCCCGACCCAGAACAGCCCGAGGCCGUGCCUUACUUUAGAUUGUUUGGCUGCGACUUCCCGCUGGGCCGUUUGACGGUGAGUUACACAUUCAAGCAGCAGAAGCCCUGCAGCACAAUGGAGAAUGACAUUGUGCUGGUCUUGAAAGCGAGAACAGCUGCGGGUGAGAGAGAGGAACUCCUGCUGGGCGUCACAGUCACCAUGCCUAACGAGGAAUGUUAUGCUGUGGUUCACGACAUGUCUUUGUCCAGCCCCAACAACAGCCCAGAUGUUUCUGGGAACAGUUGGAUAACCAGGAAAUACAACAUUGAGGACCUGAGGACCUCUGACUACGCCAUUCUGGAAGAGAUAGGCUUUUCAUUUGUCUCGCCGCAAGCAAACAUUUGCCUCUUGGGUGAGCUCGUGGUAGACCGGCCAGAAAAGAAGAGCAGUGAUCAGGCAGCAGCUACAAGCAACAACGGAAAUGAGGCUUCUGACGACUCCGGUCCCGAUGCAGCAAUGUGUAGCGAUGGAGACGAUUCCGAAGAGCCAGAGAAACAGCCGCUGCAAGCCGAAGACAGCACAACAUCAUGAUAGAAGCUAUGCUGGCAUUGUAUUCGAGUUUAAAAUGUUACACUGUCGUUUUGAAUAAGCAACAGAAAGCACCUGCUUUUGUAAUGUAUAUAUAUAUUAAGUAGCAUAUAAUAAACACAUCAUUACUUGACUUAUGAAAAGAGCUCAAACUCGACGGAAGUUCACAUGAAGAUGGGAGACUCAAAGUGAUCAACAAUGGUCGAACAAGAAAAAGUUUGCAGAUCCAGCGCACAUCUUGGAAUAUUAUGUGAAGCGAAGCUUUCACGAAGCAGUUAAUAAAAUGCUAUAAAUUUGCCCAUCUCAUUCCGGCAUCUUUGGGGUGAAUAGAAAUUGGCACCGCACGCAUGUGCUCUCGUGCACCUGUGCUAUGCAUUGUGAUGCACACAGCUAUCACCUCAAAGAGCUAGUUGGCAUUGGGAUGAUACUAGAAGCAUGCGUGCGAUUGUGGCCUAAUGGUUAGAACAUUGGGCUGCUGUGCUGGAGCACC
Messenger RNA from Dermacentor silvarum, 3519 nucleotides. Its product is annotated as cytosolic endo-beta-N-acetylglucosaminidase. The transcript has 9 exons. Gene Ontology annotation, molecular function: mannosyl-glycoprotein endo-beta-N-acetylglucosaminidase activity. Gene Ontology annotation, biological process: protein deglycosylation. The coding region runs from base 1302 to 3032 and encodes 576 amino acids. The record is from RefSeq and is a predicted model, not a curated record. Lineage: Eukaryota; Metazoa; Arthropoda; Arachnida; Ixodida; Ixodidae. Gene Ontology annotation, cellular component: cytoplasm.